CUCCAUUGACUACCCGGCACGCGCAUGCCUAUAUGCGAACCUUCCCCCCCCAUGUUCAAUCUUCUGCAAGCUUAUUGUAUCCGACACCCAACCCACGAAGCCCGAGUCGUAUUCCGUCUUGCGACUUUCUCUCUCUCUGUCUCUCUCUCUCUCUCUCUCUCUCUCUCUCUCUCUCUCUUUCUCAGAUGUUCUCUUAAUUUUCACCCCACUUGUCGAAACCUCCCCCCAGGGAACCCCAUGAAAGCCCUUGUGGCGUCCGCAACGCGCAUUGAACGCCAUCUCCCUCACGAGUUGUGGGACACGUCCGGGGCAAUGGCAAUAAGGCGAACAGAGGCAAACCUGAGGGCAAAGUGCAGGUUGGAGAGAAGGGGAAAGGGACUGAACAAUAAUUCUGGGGAUCCCCAGCGCACAGCUGUCGACCGCUCUCUCCUCGGUUCAACGGUUCACGAACUUCCUUAACUGCAUCCGUCUCGCAUUGAUGGCCUCGAUUCCAGUGGGUAGACGAGCCUGGGCGCGCCGCCGAGGUUGCGACGUCAUCCCCAUCAUGCGCCGUGUUUCCCGUCCCCUCACACAGUCCAACAUUCAUCCCCCAUCCUUUUACAAAUACCUCUCCCAAACCACUCCAGUCGCUGCCGCUGCCGCUGCC
Colletotrichum destructivum is the source of this 646-nucleotide messenger RNA. RefSeq lists its product as uncharacterized. The coding region runs from base 25 to 459 and encodes 144 amino acids. The transcript has a single exon. The record is from RefSeq and is a predicted model, not a curated record. Lineage: Eukaryota; Fungi; Ascomycota; Sordariomycetes; Glomerellales; Glomerellaceae.